AUGCAGUCUACUGCAGGACUUCAAAUCAGCCUCGUUUCUCAACAGUUAGCGACAGAUACACUCUCGCCUUUUGUCGUGCCCAUCGCCGUGUCCAUUUAUAAUCCCACCGAAUCCCCAGUGACGGUCCUCAGGUGGAGCUCCCCCUUGGAUGCCCGUGCCAGCGUACUAGGUGUCUUUGUGGUUUGUGAUACUGAAAGCGGAGAUACCCUGCCACUUGACACCAUCAAAAUAUCACGAAAGCUCCCGCUGUCUCUUGACGACCUAGUAGAGAUAUCCGCCGGCCAAACCUUGGACCUUACUGUGAAUCUGCCUGGCAUACACUUCCAGAAGGGGCAUGAGUACUCCAUUCAUGCAGCGGGAACCUGGCACGCUGUCUGGGAGAAGCCGCUGGCGGAUGUGACUGUAUCCCAAUUAAGUGAUCUGGGAAAGGCAACCCGUGGGAACUUUCAGUCAAAUGUCGCUUUUGUCAAAGUUGAUUAA
Penicillium cinerascens is the source of this 480-nucleotide messenger RNA. RefSeq lists its product as uncharacterized. The coding region runs from base 1 to 480 and encodes 159 amino acids. Lineage: Eukaryota; Fungi; Ascomycota; Eurotiomycetes; Eurotiales; Aspergillaceae. The record is from RefSeq and is a predicted model, not a curated record. The transcript has a single exon.